AUUUGAGACUGAAGUGGAAUAUAACAAAACAUGUAAUGAUGUAAAUGUUCCUUUUGAGAAAAGGUAUUAAUCUUUAUUUCCUGAAAAUAUACUAUUUUUUAUUGUAUUAUAUUAGGUCAUUUGGCAAUGUUGAAAUGUCUAAUAGUAUAAAAGAUUAUAAAUCAUUUUAUGCAUCGGAUAUAAUGAUUUCUGGUCCAUAUAGUACUGUAUCUUUUAAUCCGGAUUUUGCGAGUAACGUUAUUAAUGUUGAUAAUAAUGAUGACAAUAUUCCCAAAACAUUUACUAAAUAUGAUAUUGCAAAUGUAUUUAAUAAAGAUGGUAUGUUCUUUUUUGGGUUUAUGGACUCUUUAAAGUUUAGAGUUAAUGAUAAUCGUGAAGUAAGUUCAACACGAAUAGUACAUGAAAAAUCUAUAGCUAUUGAAAAUGCGAGUCUAAAAACUAGUCAAGAAUUUGCUAAAGAAAAAUACUAUAAACCUAAGAUACAUAUGGGUCUUCGUGAAAAAAAACGUGAAUUAGCUUUUAAAAAUUGUAAUGAUACGUUAUUAGAAUCUUCUCUUGAUAAAAUUAAGUCUUUAAAUCUUGAAUCACCUGAUUUAAUAAAAAAUGCAGAAAAAAAUACUAUUAAUGAAUUUAAGGCAUGGAAAAUGGAUAUGAAAUAUAAUAAUAUACAUAAUAUAAAUGAUGAUAAUAAGAAUGUUGAGAGUUUUAGGGACUUGGAAAAUACAAUUAUACCUGGUGAUCCUAGAGAUCGUAUAAAAACUAUUCUUGAAUUGGAAGUUUCGCGAAAAAAUGUUCCUGUAGAAUAUAAAAAGGAAUAUAUUUCUGAAUACGAUAAUAAUUAUAAUAGAGAUUCAUUCAGUUAUUCUCAAUUAAAAAAUGUUGAUGCUGGAUUUGAUUCAAUGUGUUUUUUAUCGAAUUCGAGAAAAGUGUCAUCUUCACAUCAUCAUAAUCUUAACUCUAAUAAAACAUCACGUUUUUCUACUUUUUUUGCUAGUGAUUCAAUAAAUUUGAUGAAUGACGUUGAGAAGAAUAAUUUAAAUCUUUUAUCAAAUAAUGAAGCUUUGUCUACCGAAUAUUUUGAUACUGGUUUGAUUCAUAAAUCUGAUUAUAAUGAUGAAUUUUCUGAAAUUUCUAUUGCUACUUCUAAGACGAGUGAUGAAGUUGGUUUUCAAAGAAUAAUGGAUAUGCUAAGAAAAUCGAAUCAAUCUAUUUCUACAAAUCGUUUGGUAUCUCAUAACUCUGAAAUAAUAUCUAAUAAAGUAGACUGUAAUAUGAGCAAUGAAUAUUCCAUGCAAAAUUCAGAUGAUUUACUUAAAUAUCAGUCAAUUAUGCAUAAGAAUAUUUCUGAUUCAAAUUUUUUUCUAAGUUUACUUAAUCAAUCUUCUCGUUUAUCUUUACAUGUUGAUUCUUUAAAUAAUGAUAACAUAAAUGUUUCUCGAGAUUGAUAAAAAUUACUUUUAUUUAAAUAUUAAUGAAUUCUUAUAAUGUUAUGGCUGUUCUUUUGAUAUAUUUUUGAAAAUGUUAAAAUAAAUUAAAAACUUAUAAAAAAUAAUUAUUUUGUUACUGUACUUAUGUGAUCAAUUUCAAAUGAAAAUAAUAUCGAUUGAUCUGAUUUAAUUUUUAUAUUAUGUUUUUUAUUCAUGGAUUUUGUGAG
Pneumocystis carinii B80 is the source of this 1654-nucleotide messenger RNA. RefSeq lists its product as hypothetical. The transcript has 5 exons. Lineage: Eukaryota; Fungi; Ascomycota; Pneumocystomycetes; Pneumocystales; Pneumocystaceae. Bases 45 to 1445 code for a protein of 466 amino acids. The record is from RefSeq and is a predicted model, not a curated record.